AUGGCGCAGACAAAAGAGACUGUGGCCACCACGCCGUCGCUGCCAGCGGAGCAGCAAGAGGAGAAGCCUGCAGCUUCAGUUUCCUCUGCAAAGCUUCAGCGACGCUGCGUUCUUACUGUCGGUGACGGGAAUUUUUCGUAUUCGUUGGCGCUAGCCAAACAGCACAAGAAUCAGGGAAAUGACACACCAGUGCAGUUGACUGCCACUUCCUACGACAGCUACAACGAACUCGUGGCUAAAUACCCGGAAAGCAAACGUAUCUGCGGUCAAUUGAAAGAGUUGGGAGCCUCCGUGAUGCAUCGCGUGGACGCUACGAACCUCCGCGAGUCUCUCGUGGCAGCAGGAGCAGAGCAGCUCACGUUUGAUGCGGUGGUGUUUAACCACCCGCACUGCGGAGAGGAGAAUGUCCGUCGCCAUCAGAGUUUACUGUCGCACUUUUACACGUCAGCGUUAGAGAUAUUAGAGGACAGCGAGGAGGAUGAAGGGAACGGAAUUCUAUUGACAUUGGCGGAGGGGCAGCCGGAACGUUGGCAGGCGGUGGAGCGAGCAUUGCAAGCCGGACUGAGACUGCAUCGACGGGUUGACGAUGUCGACAAUGACGCGGUCUUUGGGCUCAAGUAUGAGCGCAAACGACACCAGAAUGGCAAGUCGUUCCAUCAGGUGACACUGCAUGGCGAGAGGAAGAAGCAGGCGAGCACGCUCUUCAUUUUCCGCCGCCAAAAUAAGGCUACAGAAGCUGCAACAGGUGAGGAUAAAGCAACUUCAACAGAUCCAGCAGUGACUCUGGAGAGGAAAUCGUCACUAUCUCGUAAGCGCAAGGCGGAGAGCGAACUGCCUUUCGAGUUUGCUUGCACUCAGUGCGACAUGAGCUUUAAGUCCGCACAGGGACUGAGGACGCACGUGCAUAUGGUGCAUGAGUUGGAAGGCGACGCAAAAGCCAACAAGGUUCUGCUCCCGUGUGAAUUUUGCGACCGGACUUUCAAGAAGGAGGACGCCAGAAGACAGCACCAACUCGCCAAGCACGGCAAGGACCCGCUCAUCAGGCCAGACUGGUACGAAAAACAACAGACUGAAGCAGCAAAUGCAGCAUCGCGAUACAGUGAUAAGGUAGUUGCAGCUGCUGCAUCUUUGACAACAGAUUCCGACCCGAAGACUUGCUCGAUCUGCCUCCUCUCCUUCACCACAAGUGAAGAUUUCGAUGCACACUGGCAGAAACUGCAGCCCCGUGCUUCAGCCAAAAGAAACUGCCCCACGUGCAGUCGUGAAUUUGACGAGGAGCGCGCUCUGCGUCAACAUCAGAACUUCUGCUGA
Molecule: messenger RNA, 1311 nt
Organism: Phytophthora infestans T30-4
Lineage: Eukaryota; Oomycota; Peronosporomycetes; Peronosporales; Peronosporaceae
Exons: 1
Coding region: 1-1311 (436 amino acids)
Biological process (GO): rRNA base methylation
Cellular component (GO): cytoplasm
Molecular function (GO): rRNA (uridine-N3-)-methyltransferase activity
Source: RefSeq, a predicted model, not a curated record